Trametes versicolor FP-101664 SS1 is the source of this 771-nucleotide messenger RNA. Its product is annotated as NAD-P-binding protein. The transcript is spliced from 8 exons. Bases 1 to 771 code for a protein of 256 amino acids. Lineage: Eukaryota; Fungi; Basidiomycota; Agaricomycetes; Polyporales; Polyporaceae. The record is from RefSeq and is a predicted model, not a curated record.
AUGACGCCCCGGCCCCUAUUGAUUGUUGCGGGUAUUGGAAAUGGAACAGGUACCGGCGCGGCGUCCGCGCGUGCGUUCUCUGCUGUAGGGUACCGCGUGGCUCUCGUUGCACGCAACGCUGAGCAUCUGAACCGCCUCGUCGGAGAGCUCACGGCGUCUGAGGCACAGGUUGCUGCGUUCCCCGUCCCUGAGUACACGUACGAGGCAGUCAUAUCCGUCUUCGACUCGAUCAUGCAGCAUCAGUGGGCCACGAACGAGCCCUCGGAACUCCGGGUCGCACUCUGGAACGUCGGCGUAAACGUCUUCGGCUCCUUCCUUUCCGUGACGGAGAAAGACAUCACAGCCUCGCUCGAAGUGCACGUCACUGCAGGCUUCGCCUUCGCCCGCAAGGUGAUCCUGGCGUUUAAGGAGAAUGCACUAGAUGCCCAGGGGUGCAGGGGCACCCUGCUAUUUACUGGGGCGACGGCGAGCGUGCGCGGAAAUGUGUUCACAAGCGCGUUCGCGGCGGGGAAGUUUGGCAUUCGUGCGCUGAGCCAGAGUCUGGCGAAGGAAUUUGGAAAGGAGAAUAUGCAUGUAAUCAUCGACGGAAGUAUCCUAACCGACCUGUCUGCUUCCCGUCGAUCAGGAGAGGCUGGGGAGGCCUGGAAGGCUGAUCCAGACGUACGUCUCGAUGCAGACAGCAUCGCGAAGAGCUACCUGUAUCUGGUACAGCAGGACCGAUCGGCUUGGACCUGGGAACUCGACUUACGUCCUGCACACGAGAAGUGGUAA